AGCUGGAAAUUUCUCCCCCGCCCCCUUUAGUCCCAGCAGCUCGCCCGCCGCCUGCUCCCAGUGCCGCCGCCAUGGCUAACUACAUCCACGUCCCGCCCGGCGCCCCCGAGGUGCCCAAGCUGGACAUCACGGUGCGCGACCAGGAGGGGCCUGGCUGUCGUCCGGGCGCCCUGCGCCUGCUGCGCCGCCUGCGCCCGCACUGGAGACCCGAGGAGGUGACGCUGCAGUUGUUCACAGAUGGAAUCACCAAUAAACUUAUUGGCUGCUAUGUGGGAAAUGAGAUGGAUGAUGUGGUCUUAGUUAGAAUCUAUGGGAACAAGACCGAGCUCUUAGUAGACCGGGAUGAGGAAGUAAAGAGUUUCCGAGUGUUGCAGGCCCAUGGCUGUGCGCCGCAGCUGUACUGCACUUUCAAUAAUGGUCUAUGCUACGAGUUCAUGCAGGGAGAAGCAUUGGAUCCAGAGCAUGUUUGCAAUCCUGAUAUUUUCAGACUUAUAGCCAGGCAACUUGCUAAAAUCCAUACUAUUCAUGCACAUAAUGGAUGGAUCCCCAAAUCUAACAUGUGGCUGAAGAUGGGGAAGUAUUUCUCUCUCAUACCCACAGAAUUUACAGAUGAGGCAGUAAAUAAAAGGUUCCUAAGUGAUGUUCCAAGUCCUCAAGUCCUUCAGGAGGAGAUGGCCUGGAUGAAGGAGAAACUGUCAAAUCUAGGAUCACCAGUGGUUCUCUGUCAUAAUGACCUGUUGUGUAAGAAUAUUAUCUACAACAAGAAACAAGAAUGGAGGAAAAACAAUCCCAGCAGUACCUCACUUAUGAGCAAUCCUACAAUAACCAGUGAUGUACAGUUCAUUGAUUAUGAAUAUUCUGGAUACAACUACCUGGCAUACGAUAUUGGAAAUCAUUUCAAUGAGUUUGCAGGGGUGAAUGAGGUAGACUACAGCCUUUAUCCCAGUAGGGAAUUACAGGAGCAGUGGCUGAGAUCUUACCUUGAAGCCUACAAGGAGUAUAAAGGAUUUGGCACAGAUGUUACUGACAAGGAGGUUGAAGUGCUGUAUGUUCAAGUAAAUCAGUUUGCUUUGGCUUCUCAUUUCUUUUGGGGACUUUGGGCUUUAAUUCAGGCCAAAUAUUCUACCAUUGACUUUGAUUUUCUAGGGUAUGCAAUAGUUCGUUUUAACCAGUAUUUCAAAAUGAAGCCAGAGGUCACAGCAUUAAAACUUCCUGAGUAAUGAAGAAGGAACUUAAAAUGAAGAAGCAAUCCUUGAGAAUAACUACUUUUUUUUUUUUCUUCUGAGAACAGAUACUGGAAAAAGCUAAACGUUUGUUAAAGUUCUAUAAUGUUCACUUGGUUGUUUUGCUUUACAAAUGAUGCCUCUAAAACAGUCUUUUAAUGUUAAAUCUAAUGAAGAGCAUACCUACUGCUGUUGAUGUAAAAUGGAUUAGAAAUUUGCUAAAUCUAUAAAAAAAAGUUUGUAGAGAUGGCAAGGUAAUCCUUUCUUUUGUAAUUUAACAGGUUGUAUGUGAAUUAUUUAUUAUGAGUUUAACAUGAUUCCAUUGCUGCUUUCAUCACUUUCUGUAAGAGUUGAGUGGAGACAGUGAAAUUGUUCCAAAGGAUUUGUUUUUAGCAUUUAUUUUAUUAAAGUAACGUUAACUUAUAUUAAACUGUACAUGGUCAGAAAACUUUUAAUCUUUGAACUGUAUACAAAAAAUAUGUGAAUGGUAGUACACAGUAAUUAGGGGAAGGAAGAGGAAGAUAAAAAGCAGCUUUCCACAUCAUGGUACUUUUUUAUAAAGAGGUUUCCCUGUCUGUUGUGAUGGAUAAAUGCCAAUAUUUUGAUUUCCCUCCCCCCUUCUGCUUAGUGUACUACUCUGUAGAACUGUGAAGGUUUUGUGACCCUCUGAUUAUUCAGGAAUAUGUACCAUCGCACAGUGUCUAACAGGAAGUGUACCAAACUGACUAAGGUGGAAGGAUUUCUUGUUUUGGUAAAUGUACAUGGUUUGGUUUUGUUUUGUUUUGUUUUUUAAAAGACCACUAUUUUAACAUCUCAAGUUGUUCCUUCCCAUUAAAAAUAGUUUUUCAAAACUGUUUGAACACUAUGUUCUGGACUAUGUGUAUAUUUUAACAUACUGCAAUAGCAGCCAACAGGAUGGACUCUUGAUCUAAAGCUUAGUGAAUGGAAAUCCUGUUGCACUUGGGAGCAAAACAAUAAUUGCCACUUAAGUUUACAAUCUAUAUAUCAUUUAAUCUUUCUUUUUUCACUUCUUUCUACCCUCUACUUCUGAGGGGGUUUUUUAAUACUUAGUCAAGUAGUUGUAGAUUCUAUUACAUGUUCUCGUUUUCCUACCAAAUAAUAACAGAGAUUUUACUAGUACAUUCUCACAUUCAGAGAACUUUCUCCAAAUGUAUGAGGUUUGAACAAAUGAGGCUUUGAUCAUAAAACUUUUUAAAGAGCUGCAAUACCAAGAAUGGUCUGAAUUACAAAAUAUGAAUUGAAAACAUUUGCUUAGUAACACUGUGCAGGUGGAAAGGAAGCUUUAAAUCUUAAAUUCCUGUGCGGAGUUGAGCAGCCAUCUAGACAACUCCAAUUAUUCCUCUGAAAACUUUGCAUUUUGGUCACUUAAGUGCCCACAUGUACAAAGUCUGAGUAUGUGCAAACGCAAACUUACCUUAAGAGUAGAUAUGGGGAGCCUGAUGCACAGACUCCAGCAAAGAUAUUUAUUCAAAUUGCUUUGUAGUACAGUGUCAUUUACACACAAGCUUGACAAAAGCUUGGAUUGUACCAGGAUGCUUAAAGCAAUCAAUGUGGAUGAAACACUUUCACUUUAAAAACAGUUGUGAAUGUCAUUCUGUUGUUUUACAAAAGCAAGUCAUUUCUUAAGUUUUGUAUUCAGUAGUGACUAGUCCCAAUCUUGUAUUUCCAACAAUCACAUUCUUAAAACAGCAACAUAAAUGGGUAAAAAAAAAAUUGAGUGAGUAACAUUUUUGUUAGUAAUUAUUAUUAAAAAAAAAAAAGUUAUUAGAUUGGGCAGAUUCUCUUGGUAUAGUCCAAUAGAACUGACUAGCUAAAACUCAAGUUACACUUUCCUUUUGUAGCAUUAGGAAGGAUGUUUCUAGAGCUCAUGAAACUAGCAGGCAAUGAGCAGUUUUUAAUACUAGUAUCCAAAGUAAAACCUUACUUCUCACUAAGAGCAUGAAUCUGACAAUCUUGCAUUUAGUAUUCCACACUCUGCAAGGGGUGCUUCUAAUUUCAGCACGACAUGUCUUGGACUAAGAUUCUGCUCAGUGUGGGAGUGUUUCAGCUCUCGAUUUCAGAACUGUGGUAAAAGCAGUCCUUUUGGCCAGAGUGGCUGGUCUAUUUCUUGUACUGUUCAUAUGUAGUAUAGAAAUAAGUGGAAGUGAAAAUGUGGCAAUGUUUUCAAUUUUUUUUUUUACUCUGGGGAAAUUAACUUAAUAGAGCCUCGUCUCCCAGCUAUUCUAAAGGUUCAUCUUAUACUUUAAAAUCUAUACAGGGCUGGCUGUUUGUUCCUAAAGACAGUGCAGUCUCUGUUAAGCUGAACUCCCUUGUCACAUGCUAGUUGUAUUUUGUUUUGGAAUUGUGCUGUGUUUUUUGAUGCUUGUUUUUACAGUGCAGGUAACCAUGUUCUCCCAUAUUCGGCUUCAUGUUUGGAGCUCAGCAUUGGUUGUGCAGAGCUUCUAAUUCCAUUAAACUCUCUUUAUGUAGAGCUCACAAAUGAGAAUAUUAGCACCAUAAGUUUUUUUUUGUUUGAAAUAAAUUUUAAAAGCACAAGGCUACUUUAAAGUUACAAGGCUAGGCUUGGCACUAUAAGUAGAAGCUUGUUUUUUUUUAUUCAUAUGCUAAAGGUACUGCUGUGCUCCAACUCCCAUUCAAGACUAAAAUGUGACAAGCUUGGAAUUUCUGCAUUAAGUUGCUCUUAAGAGUUGCUGUUAGGGAAUGUUUCUCAGUUUUAUUUGGUGCUGCUUGGACUUUCCUUCUCUGCUAGAAGAUACUCUGCGAAUUGGGGACAACCACACAGUCGUCAAAGAGUAAAUGAGGACAGUUUUACAGUGUGCCCAUUACAUAGGCAAAUCACUGCAGAGUGCAUGUGCUUGUAUGCUGUGGUAAAUGACAGCUAGCCUCCUAAGUAGCCACCCUUCAGCUUUUGUGGGGUAAGAGCAUAUGCAUAGGUAAUUACAAAAAUAGCUACAAUGUAGAUCCCCAGCCUUGUUUACCUGCCGGUAACUAGCUUUUAUGCCCACAGCAGAGUCAGCUAGUAGCUAGGGCAUUGUAGGUUUGCAAAUAAUUGGCCUGUAACUGCAACUGCCACAAGCUUUUAAUCAACCAUCUGAACACUCAAAUAAGGAACAUAUAUUUGUUUGCUGAAGUUCAUUUUGAAAGUUCACUCUUUUUGUAAUAAUUUAAGGAUAUUUAAAGAAAAAAGAAAAAAAUGAGCUCUAGAAACAUCCCUGUGUAAUUCUGGCUUUGACUAAUCAAGAAGUUAUUCUGUUGCCUUUGUUAAACUAAGGGCAUGAAUGCCUAAAUUAAUAACUCUCUUGCUGUAGUUUAAACCUAUAUUGUAAAUAUAAAGAGGGUUGUUAGCAAUGGCAUUCAUGCAUGAAUAGCAUCGUUCAGUAGACCUGUGGCCUGGUUGCUUUUGUAAAGCAGAAUAGUGUGAAUUUUUUUCUUCUGACAUUUCUGUAAUCAGACCUGGUUAAUCUAUGCCUGAUUUACUAAAACAUCUAAACAUUAAAGACUUAAGUGAUAACCGCUUUCACAUGAUUUUAAAACUUCAUCUGUGAUUCUUAAUCUGCGUUUUAGGCAUUAUCAAACUGAUUUUCAUUAACCAGGUCUGACUGCAUAUGUACAUACAACAGUGUAAAUAACCAUUUGUAAAUUAGUGUGAAUUGUUACUGUAUCUUGCAUUUAUGGAUUUGUGUAUUGCAUUGUACUCUCUCCUUCUUCUUUGUAGAAAUUUUGAUGUAAAGAAGAUAUCCAACCUUUGUGUGCUGACUUUUUUUGUUGAUCUUGUUGUUAAAUUGACCAUAUUCAAGGGAUCUGUGUUGUGUGAUAGUCAGAUACACACCCUGUAACAAAACAUAUUAAUUUUGUUAUUAAGGCAUCCACCAUAGUUUUACUGCCUCUGCUGUCUGCUUUCCAUUUGCUUUUUAUGUUAACAUCUGCUUUUUGGGAAUAAUGAUUCUAAAAAUAAAGGAAUUAAUACAGUAAUAUGCUUAAGAAAAAUUAUAUUCUAGUAAUAAGGCAAAUUUAAAAUGCUAAUUAAAAGAAAACGUAUUGCCCUUCAAUAUAGGGGAAAUUGUUGAAUCUCAUUCACUCUAAAUGGGAGCACUUGUAAUUCCUCACAUACAUCAUUGGCAGCUGGUCGCUUCUGAACAGAAAUUUAAGUACCCUUUCUAUAGAGUAUUGUUCCUGUAGUAACGGAAGUGAGUUAUGGUCUGUCAGAAAAUUCCUAAACCAGCAGUUUCCAGUGUACAUAAACUGUUGUCAUAGAAGCAUUAAUUAUUAACCCUGUAACUUUGUGAAUGUUAUAAUAAAAGACCAAAUCAUUAAAAUA
Alligator mississippiensis (American alligator) is the source of this 5562-nucleotide messenger RNA. It is a transcript of the gene ETNK1, whose product is annotated as ethanolamine kinase 1. Gene Ontology annotation, molecular function: ethanolamine kinase activity. The transcript is spliced from 9 exons. Gene Ontology annotation, cellular component: cytoplasm. Bases 72 to 1220 code for a protein of 382 amino acids. NCBI's taxonomy places the organism in Eukaryota, Metazoa, Chordata, Crocodylia, Alligatoridae. Gene Ontology annotation, biological process: phosphatidylethanolamine biosynthetic process. The record is from RefSeq and is a predicted model, not a curated record.